AUGACUGAGAAGCUCGAUGUUGCGCGCGAGCUGGCCAAGUCUGUCAGCUAUGGUCACACCUUCGGCUUCGUUCACAAGGAUGUCCGCCCUGAGACAGUCCUCACCUUGGAAGAAGCUAAAACGUCUAGUAGGUCUACGUUCCUGGUUGGCUUCGGUCUUAUUUUCGACGGCAUCCACAUAAAAUACCCGGCAAGGGUGAAGGAUAAAUUCAUCGAGAUGGCGCACAUCCAAUUACCAGCAUACAUGGUGUCAAGAUAUGCUCAAGUCGUCCACACAUGUCUGACUUGUCUUGAUCCGGACAAUAUCGAUUUCGGACCUGAGGCGGAGUUUCCAGAUGAAGAUGGCAUUCGCUUUGGAGUAGGGUUCUGCUCCGGCUAG
Molecule: messenger RNA, 378 nt
Organism: Fusarium proliferatum ET1
Lineage: Eukaryota; Fungi; Ascomycota; Sordariomycetes; Hypocreales; Nectriaceae
Exons: 3
Coding region: 1-378 (125 amino acids)
Biological process (GO): protein phosphorylation
Molecular function (GO): protein kinase activity; ATP binding
Source: RefSeq, a predicted model, not a curated record